AUGGACAUUUCCGUCAUGACUGGCAGGUCUCCCAGGUCAUCCGGUCAAGGGAGACAACAGCAAGACGAAAAUGUUGAUAUGGGCGGCGGGGCACUAGGCAAUCACGUGCGCAGUCAGGUUGACACAUACCCGAGCUACGAGGAGAACGGGAGGUUGUACCAUGGCUUUCGAAGAGGAAUGUACAUGUAUCCUUGCGAUGAGAACGAGCAGGAUCGGCUAGACCUUUUUCACCGGGUGCUCUGCGUGGCCCGCAGGGAGAUACUGCACAGUCCUAAUAUCAAAAUUCCCUCAAGCAUACCGCGCGGCCUAUCUUCAAUUCAUGAUCAGGGACCCCGGAUACUCGACCUCGGUUGCGGAACAGGUAUCUGGGCAAUCGACAUAGCAAAGAAAUACCCUCAUGCAUAUGUGCUUGGAAUCGACCUGGCUCCGAUGCAACCUAGCAACCGACCUCCUAACUGUGAAUUCCAAUCUCCUCGGGACUUCGAGAGUCCAUGGCUACUCGGCGAGAACUCAUGGGAUUUCAUCCAUCUCCAGAUGGGUUGUGGAAGCGUCUCCAACUGGCCCAACUUAUACAACAAGGUCUAUGCGCACCUCAAGCCUGGAACCGGCUAUUUUGAACAGGUCGAGAUCGACUUUGAGCCAUUUUCCGUCAGUGGUACGCCCAACGAGCACCUUAUAGAGUGGUACCGGGCAUUGAAGGUUGCCACCGACAAGGCUAUGAGGCCAAUUGCAUUCAAUCGCAGUAUGAAACACACCCUGAAGGAGGCUGGGUUCGUCGAUGUCAAACAGCAAGUCGAGGGAUUGCCACUCAAUGAGUGGCCAGAAGACCCUACUGAAAAAUUAGUGGGGAAGUGGUACAAUCUCGCAUAUUCAGAGAGUGCACUGACUCUCUUGCAAGGACCGCUCACCCGAAUAAGUGGACUACCACCGGAACGCAUCCAGGAUCUGGCUAAUCGGGCAAUAACUCAAGCAUAUGAUAAGAGGGUUCAGGCAUGGAAUCAUCUCCAGGUUUACACAGCGCGGAAACCAAGGUGA
Messenger RNA from Microsporum canis CBS 113480, 1035 nucleotides. RefSeq names its product methyltransferase. The record is from RefSeq and is a predicted model, not a curated record. Lineage: Eukaryota; Fungi; Ascomycota; Eurotiomycetes; Onygenales; Arthrodermataceae. Gene Ontology annotation, molecular function: methyltransferase activity. The coding region runs from base 1 to 1035 and encodes 344 amino acids. The transcript is spliced from 3 exons.